AUUCUUCAUUCUACGAAAUGCUUGAUAUGACUUCAGCGGUAAUCGGCAAACUGAAUGUUUUCCAAGUUAUUUUUUUAUUGAGUACAUAUUCCGAGCCCUCUAAAACUAUUUCACUUUCACCGAUAGAGGGUGAUCUUUCUUUGGGAAUGUCCUUAAGACAAUGUUUACACAUUGUGGGAAGUACUUUUUUCGAUAUUAAUAAGGAUAUCAUCAGCACUGAAUAUAAAAAAUCGAGAACCUCUAAAAUACCGAAAAUUGGAAUAGAUUGGAGUAGAGGCGUUAACUGGACCUUCUACCUUUCCGAAGUAUAUUCUCUACAUAAUAUUUUCCACUGUUACGACAAAAACUACCUUUUAGAAAUUGGAAGUUACGAAGACGUCAAAGAAGCAUUUCAGAUCAUGAAGCAAAUGAACUGUUGGAACCCAAAUCAGAGAAUCUUCAUCUACUCGUCGUCCAUUGCUGUCAACCAGUCAGCUGAACUCCUUCAGAUGAUCAGUUUAACGCAAAAACAGAUGCUCAGCAACGUUGUCUUAAUGCUCCCAACUAGAGAGAAAAAAUUUGUCUUUCAAUUAUACUACUGGUCAACAUGGGACAACGAAAAAUGCGUUGGGCAACCUAAAUAUCCUCAUUUCUUUAGUUGUCGAUUUGGCAACGUAAGAGCUUUUCGGGAAAAAACUAUAAAUCCUUCCGCUUGCUCGCUGAACGUCAAAGCCAUAGCUUGGCCUCCUUUUGUUUUGUAUAAGGGCCAGAAUGAAAAGGCAUCCAGUCUAAAAAAAACUGAAAAAGCUCAACUGGGGGGUCUCGAAAUAGAGAUGAUGAAGUUGGUGUCUGCUUUAUUGGGGAUUGGAGUAGAAUAUUAUGUCUCAACGAAGGAGAAUUGGGGAAGAUCCUUCUUUAACGGAAGUUCGACAGAAUCUAUGGACGAACUAAUGACAAAACGAGUAGACAUUGCAAUUGGUUCGCUCACCAUGAGUCUCUCCAGGUAUUUGCUAUUUGAAACGAGCAUUCCAUAUAGUGAAGAAUACCUGGUAUGCUGCGUCCCCUUCCUCAGCCAUUUUGACAAAUUAUCAACUUUCCUGGACACACCAAGCUUGAAUGUAUACUUCUCCAUCUACCUCAUCUACGUCCUGCUCACUUCAACUGUUUGGGUAGCUGCUCAAUUCAGUAAAAAAGAAUUUCAAAUAUAUAAGAACGGACCAUCAGUCUUCCUUUACACUUUUGCAGCGAUAAUCGGCAAUUCUGUGAGUAUUUUACCGAAAACCAGAAGGGUGCGGUUGUUCUUCUUGAUGCUGAUGAUAUUUGAGCUCUUUUACGUCGCUUUUUACCAAUCCUUAUUGACCAGUGUAUUAUCCACCCAAAAAUUCGACCAGCAGAUAAAGACUCUGGGAGAUAUACUCAAGAGGAAUAUGAACAUAUACAACCAACCAGAGAACCAUCGCUAUCUCGAAUUUCAACGAAACAAAAUUGUUGAGGAGAUUUCGAAACAUUGGAUCAACUGUAGGAAUACUACGGAAUGUUUGGAAGAUGUUUAUAACAGCGACCAGAAUGCUAUAUGUUUAGGGAGGAGCUACAAGAAUUACAUUACUCAAAAUAGGGAGAGGGAAGGCAAACCCCCUCUUUAUUGCAUCAAGCAACCGGUUAUAUCUUAUCCUGUGGUGAUGAUAAUGCGGAAAUCAUUACCGUUCAAGAAAAAAAUUGAUGAUAUUAUAGGUAGAGUAAGUGCUUCAGGUCUAAUUAGCAAGUGGACUUCCUCCAUGUUUUAUAACAGUACCAAGCAGUCCCUCUAUGUACCGAAGGCUUUUUCAGGAAUUUUAAGGUUUUCGCAUUUGAAACCAAUAUUUUUAUUGGUAGGCAUAGGUUUCUGCAUCGCUUGGUUAGUGUUAAUAACUGAAAAAUUGUGCUUUUAUGUUUUGAAAAAAAUAUAA
Molecule: messenger RNA, 1925 nt
Organism: Coccinella septempunctata (seven-spotted ladybird)
Lineage: Eukaryota; Metazoa; Arthropoda; Insecta; Coleoptera; Coccinellidae
Exons: 2
Coding region: 18-1925 (635 amino acids)
Cellular component (GO): membrane
Molecular function (GO): glutamate-gated receptor activity
Source: RefSeq, a predicted model, not a curated record